AUGAGCAACUCAACCGAACCGACUUAUGCCCCGCAGGAGGCACUUGUCCUUGACCUUAAGGACUUCAUAUGCCGUAACAAGACUCGACUGGGAAAAUUCAAUGCAGCAGUUGCUUCGGCCAUUGAGAAUGGACAGGAUGACAUGGAAGCAGAAGGAAUAAAAGAUCUCAAUGGGUAUCUAAAAUACUGCGACGAGCUUCUACGCUGGAUUCCAACCGUAAAAACCACUGGAGACGCACUAUUGCGUAAGAUCCUAGUAUUCUACUGGGUCUUUGAUCAGCCUACCAUCUUGGAUUUGCAAACUCCCAUCUCGCCAGAGACAUCCAACAUCGAUCUUUCAUGGCUUUCAUACUGGCUAGUUUCGUUCGCACGCCAACAGGGCCAAUUCUUAAACACCCCCGCAUCAGGUGGAGCGAUUUACACUCUAUACUUGAACACCAAAUACAAUCCCGAGGCACCACUAUGGGAACAACCAAAAGGUGGUUGGAAAUCCUUCAAUGAUUGGUUCUCCCGUUCCUGGAAGAAUAUUGAGGCCGCACGUCCUCUCGAUAGUCCUGACGAUGACAAAGUGAUUGUCAUGCCAGCGGACUCUGUUCACGAUGGAAACUGGCCAAUCAAGAACGGAAAAAUUGAUCUCACGCUCACGAUCAAGGGAAUAGGCUACAAGUGGCCUAUCAAGGACUUACUGAGGACAGAGUCAACUACUUGGGAUGAGGGCCACUUCACUCAUUCCUUCUUGGGGCCCACAGACUAUCAUCGCCAACAUUCCCCAGUGAGUGGAGAGGUAAUUGAAGCAAGAGUAAUUCAAAAUCAAGUCUACCUCCAGGUAGCGACAAACACUACCACAGGCAAGCUGUAUGCGGAUCGUGCUAUGGUUCGGGCUCCAGCGGAAGUUCAGCGCCGGCGAGGUGUGCGAGUCGAGUACGAGUCUGAUGGACAAGGAGGUGACGGGGACUCAGAGGUGGGCGGCGACCAGGCAUUGAAAGAAGACCUGGAUGCCCCGGAUGACCCUGGUUAUCAAUGGUGUCAGACCCGCGGGUUGGUUGUGAUCCAAACCGAGAAGUAUGGCAAGGUUGCUAUUCUGCCUAUUGGAAUGGCCCAGGUAUCAUCUGUGGUUCUUUGUGUCAAAGAAGGUCAACAUGUUCAAAAAGGACAGAAUAUUUCUUACUUCCAGUUUGGUGGUUCUGACUGUGUUAUGGUGUUCGAACGCAGAGUUGACUUCAAGUACCCGCCUACAAAGAAGAAGAAGAUCAAUGUGCGCAAGGAGGUUGCUAGAUUUAAGUCCACUGAACUUGAAUAA
Messenger RNA from Penicillium angulare, 1299 nucleotides. RefSeq names its product phosphatidylserine decarboxylase. NCBI's taxonomy places the organism in Eukaryota, Fungi, Ascomycota, Eurotiomycetes, Eurotiales, Aspergillaceae. Gene Ontology annotation, molecular function: phosphatidylserine decarboxylase activity. Gene Ontology annotation, biological process: phospholipid biosynthetic process. Bases 1 to 1299 code for a protein of 432 amino acids. The transcript has a single exon. The record is from RefSeq and is a predicted model, not a curated record.